This is a messenger RNA of Ceratitis capitata (Mediterranean fruit fly), 1332 nucleotides long. Its product is annotated as gustatory and pheromone receptor 32a-like. Gene Ontology annotation, cellular component: neuronal cell body; dendrite; membrane. The record is from RefSeq and is a predicted model, not a curated record. Gene Ontology annotation, biological process: sensory perception of taste. Bases 1 to 1332 code for a protein of 443 amino acids. The transcript has 4 exons. Lineage: Eukaryota; Metazoa; Arthropoda; Insecta; Diptera; Tephritidae.
AUGCAUAAUUGCAAGCGUAGAACUCACCCAAAGUCCAACACACGCGAUAACGAAGAACAGCGUGCGAUACAUCCUACACUCGCAUACCUCAAGUGGCAUUUAUUGCUGCUCAAACUGUAUGGCAUAAUACCGUUCUACACCAUUCUCAGCCUGUAUGAGAUCGGUCCGCCUACACGCCGUGUCACGCGGAUUACGCGGCUCAUGCUGCUUGCUAAGGCCGUAAUGAAUAUUGUGCAUGUCUACAUCUAUCUCUCCUCAACAAUUUUGAAAAUACUCUUUCUCAGAAGUCAGACGGAUGGCAUAACCAAUAUGUUAGAUGUGACCUUCUGCAUGAUCUGUGAUAUUACAAUAACAUGGACAUGUGUUUGCAAUACAACAAUAAUUAUGGAGAUAAUUAAUCGAUUUUUGAAAGUCGAUCGUCUGCUGAAACAGUACGCGGAUUCACCGGCAGAGCGGCCGACGAGCACAAAUAUAUUCAACCGUUAUUUAUUCUUCAUAUACGCUUAUAUAUUCUCCCUGAUAAUAUCGUAUUUGAAGCGGACUUAUGAUUUGGUCUCAUUGUACUUUUGGAUCUACAUACUAUUCUACCAGUUGGAGAACGCGAUCUCCUGUGCUUUUGUGGUCUUCAUUUCAGCGCUUAUGCAUUUGCUAGCCGAACGUUUUCGAUAUAUCAAUCAACUGAUUGCGCAAUAUAACCGAAGGGAAAUUGUGCGAAGCAGCGAGUAUUACACACACGACAGGUUAAUGCCUGCUUCGGACUUUGAUGGCAAAACGACAAAUCGCAAUGAGGCGACUUUGCAGCUAUUCGCGACGAAUUCGGCCAUCAUUUAUGGCUUGUAUGUCGACUUAUUGGAUAUAUUGAAAAUGAUAAACAACUACGCCGGCUUAGGUCUUUUGGCAUAUUUGCUCUAUGCCUGUUACGGCUUGCUGUCCUGUGCAUAUAACAGUUUAUUGUUCAAUUGGUCACCGGGUGAGGAUUUGUAUUAUAUGGUUUGGAACUUCUCGUGGCUGCCUCUUUAUGCGAGUAUAUUGACAAUAUUGGCAAAUAACUGUGCGAAGGCGACAGAAGAGGCUAACAAAACACCAUUAAUACUCGCACGCGUUUAUGGCAAGGGAAAGAAAUACCAAACUAUUAUCGAUAAAUUUUUAACAAAGAGUCUCAAACAAACCGUACAUUUUACAGCUUAUCACUUUUUCCCUAUCAAUAGAGCAACACUUUUUCAGAUCUUUUCAGCUGUAACCACAUAUCUAGUAAUUUUAAUGCAAUUCAAAGAGCUGGAAAAGUCUAAAGAUAAAUGGAAUGCAGAAGCGUCGAAAUACAAUUACGAAUGA